This is a messenger RNA of Scheffersomyces coipomensis, 747 nucleotides long. RefSeq names its product Rex2p (gene REX2). The record is from RefSeq and is a predicted model, not a curated record. NCBI's taxonomy places the organism in Eukaryota, Fungi, Ascomycota, Pichiomycetes, Serinales, Debaryomycetaceae. The coding region runs from base 1 to 747 and encodes 248 amino acids. Gene Ontology annotation, cellular component: mitochondrion. The transcript has a single exon. Gene Ontology annotation, molecular function: 3'-5'-RNA exonuclease activity; nucleic acid binding.
AUGUCUAUUACCCCUGUUAGAUCCAUCUCCACUAAUGUUGAGACAUCUACUUCCUCAUCUGCAUUAUUAGAUCUCAUUAAUAAGACUAAGAAAGUGACAGUUAAACAACCGUUGGUAUGGAUAGAUUGUGAAAUGACGGGAUUAGAAGUAUUCCAAGAUGAUCAUAUUAUUGAGAUCUGUUGUAUUAUAACUGAUGGAGAUUUAAAUAUCAUUGAAGAAAAUGGAUAUGAAUCAACAGUAUAUUAUGAUAAACAAGUCUUGGAUAAUAUGAAUGAAUGGUGUGUUACCCAACAUACGAAAUCAGGACUUGUGGCUAAGAUCUUAUCUCAUCCUGAACAAACCCUUGAGAAAGUGAAUCAAGAGAUUAUAGAAUACGUUAAGAAAUAUAUUCCUCAAGAGAGAGUGGGGAUCUUAGCUGGGAAUUCAAUUCAUAUGGAUAAAUUUUUCUUAAUGAAGGAAUUCAAACCAUUAAUCGAUCAUCUUCACUAUCGAUUGGUGGAUGUUAGUAGUAUAAUGGAGAUGGGGAAUCGUCAUAAUCCUCGUCUUAUGAGAUGUUAUCCUAAGAAAAAGGGAAAUCAUACUGCUAAACUGGAUAUUUUAGAAUCACUUGAACAAUUGAAAUGGUAUCGUGAUCAUUAUUUAAAGAGUGAAAAUGAAGUUAAAAGUUUUAUAGAGGAUUAUGAAUCUAAGCAAGUUGAUAUUGAAGGUGAUGAUAGUGAUAAAGUAAUUAAGAAGAGGAAGGUGUAA